Molecule: messenger RNA, 756 nt
Organism: Heterobilharzia americana
Lineage: Eukaryota; Metazoa; Platyhelminthes; Trematoda; Strigeidida; Schistosomatidae
Source: the annotation of a GenBank genome assembly
UGUCAACCUCUAGUUGACACACCAGUAACACUUUAUUCCAAGGCUAAAGAUUAUUGGAGUCAGGUGUCAGCUACUGUCGAUGGAAUGUUAUCUGGUUAUACUUCAUUGAAUGUACCAGAUAUAACAGAUUCAGAAGCAUUUCUUGAUGAAUUUGGUCCAUCUACUACAGCCUACGCAUUAGAUUGUGGUGCAGGUAUCGGACGUGUUACUAAACAAUUAUUACUACCUCGUUUUUCUAUCGUGGAUAUGGUAGAAUUAACUCAGGCUUUUCUUGAUCAAACAGAGGAAUAUAUUGGUCCUACUGAUUUCCCAAGAGUUGGUGAACGUUUUUGUAUGGGUUUACAAGAGUUUACACCGCCUACUGGACGAUAUGAUUUAAUAUGGAUUCAGUGGGUAUUGGGUCAUUUAUCGGAUCUUGCUUUAUUGGCAUUUUUAGAACGUUGUGCAUAUGGUCUUUCACCUGGUGGUGUAAUUGUCAUCAAAGAGAAUGUUACAUCAAUUGGAGGAAAUGAUGAAAAUGCAGUCAUUAAUUCUACUGAAAUAAAUUUUGAUGAUACUGAUAGUAGUUAUACAAGAUCACGUUCUGCUUAUAUUACAGCAUUUAAUGAUGCUGGCUUAACAUUAAUUGGUGAAAAAGCUCAAACAAAUUUUCCAUCAUCAUUAUAUCCAGUUAGAAUGUUUGCAUUAUGUUAUAAUGGAAAACCGAAAUCUCCUUCUACAACAUUUCAUCCUUCUUUAUCAUCAAUAACUGAUUGA